This is a messenger RNA of Durusdinium trenchii, 3255 nucleotides long. The record is from the annotation of a GenBank genome assembly. Lineage: Eukaryota; Dinophyceae; Suessiales; Symbiodiniaceae.
AUGGUGCAGCCAGCUGAUCUUGCGAAACAGCUGCAGCAGCGAGUGACAAUGUUCCAUGCUGGAGACGAGCUUUAUUCUGGUGCAUGGCUGGCAGAUUUCCAGAAAUCAGGAUUAACAGCUUGGCAUGUUUGCACAGAAAAACUACGGGUCGGGCCCUUGAAAAGUUGUGAUGAAGAGCUCUUGCAAGCCUUUUGUGCUCAAACCUUGGCUCGCCUUGCGCGAACUUUUGCAAGCCAUUUUGAUCCCAACUCGCAAAAAGCAGCGCGAGAUACGUUGGAGGCUCUGCUGGCGGUGCAUGCCUGUGGUCAGGCAUUGGUGUGGAAGCAACUGGCAUUGGCGCUUGCAUGCGCAGAGCUUUGGUUGGGCACUUGGGCGGCAGCCGCUUCUUUGAACACAACCCUUCCAGGAAAUGUACGUCGUGAGCUCUUGGUGCUUCCGGCAGAGCUUUUGUUUGACUCAAAAGCACUCCCUUUGACAGAUCGUGCAGCCCGACAAUCCGUUGCCACCUCCCUCUUCAGCUCAUGUGAUGGAGUUUUUGCAUUUCUUUUGGAAGCUCAAUCUGAUGCUGAACAGUGCUUGCGGAUCUUGAGUGCCUGGCUGCGAGCUGUGCGCAAAGCCCAGCUUUGGCUUCCAACCUGUGAUACUGCACAACCAUUGAGGCAUUUAGCUGCUCACCUUCCAGUGCUGUUGGCAGCCGCCGAAGCAGCCCCAGUUCAAGCAGCGGAGCUGGCUCAACAGCUGGCAAAGUGGAAGAGUGCACCACAGGAGGCCGCGGGGAUAUUGAAGCCGCUACUUCAGCAGAUCAUGAAAGACAGUACCGGGAUGGAGGUUUUUCAGCUGCCUGAUGGGUCUUCAAUGUGGCUUCUGCCGCUGUUGCAAGACCUUGCUGAGGAUUUCUGGCCUAGGUCCGCGGUAGGCGAUCUUGAUCUGGAUUGCGAAGCCAUUUCAAAGCAAGCCUUCAGUUUGCUGGACGUCACUGCUGCGUGGGAAAGUGGGAUAAAUGGGCUAGUGGACAAGGUGGAUGUGGAGGCAUCGAUAUCUGUUUGGCACACCUUUGCUGAUACGAUUCAUUCAGCCAUUCGUGCCUCAGAGUCCUUCUGCAGUGCCAGCCGCUCAUACUCGCCAACGUUCUCACAUCCUGAGAAAAGAAGUCGUCGAAGCCAAGAAAGAUGGCACUUGACGAGCGAACGUUUGGGACAAGCGCAGAUGGUGAUUGUGCUUUUCCAGCUCUUGGUGCAGAAAUUGCUGAAUUGCAUGAGACUUCCCGAAAUCCCUGAGGAUGAGGAGGCACUUGAAAGCCUUCAACUUGCAAGAGAAACAGUUGAAGCUGCAUUACGUCCGUGGGCGGCACUGCUUAGCAAUGCAGAUACAUGGAUGGCAGAGCUCUGGGGUCCUCUGCAGGAGCUGGAAAAGAGGCUGGUGGCAAUGACAGAGCAGGACGAAGGCUUCAUGUCCGUGGAGCUCGCCAGAGAUGUGGAAGCAGUGAUUUGGUUUUUCGGUGCAUUCUGCAGCUGUUUACCAGAGGGACAGACUACAGCUGCUCAAGCAGCCUCUCAAGCUGUUUCAACCUUGAUUCCUCAAUUACAUCAGUUGGACUCAGCUUUGCCACCAUGGACAGCUUUACUUUGGUCUUCGGUCUGUCGCUUUGGUGCUGCGGUGAAUUCGAAGCUGCCAGCCGGGAUGGAACCAAUUCUGUUAGAGUGGAUGCUAGACCGCCCUCCCGCAAAUGCUGGAGCUCCGGAAAUGUUGGAAGUUACAGAGCUGCCCUAUGCGAAAGCCCUAGAGGUAGCUUGCCAACGCUUGCCCGACACUGCGGCCAACAGCAUCAUUGGAGAGAAGCUCAGUAUGCUCGCCUUCGGCUCCUGGGAUCCUUCAGCAAUGAUCGAAGAGAGAACCUUGCAGGCGAAAGCUUUGUACCUCUCCGCUCUUAGGUGGACUAUGGCUUUUUCACCGGAAGUUCUUUGUCAAAGCUUGGUGAGCAAAGUCGUGCCAAGACUCUCUAUGGCCUCUUCUGCGGAAGUGAAGAACGCCGGCUCCACAUGGAAAGCGAAAGGCGCCCCCUGGCCAGCGACGAGACUGCUCUUCGACACCUUGACCACGUUGCUGCCAGUCAACUGUCCAGCAGAUGAGUCCCAUGCAUCCAUUAGCAUUUGGCGACAAGCAUUGCCAGUCUUUGAGGAUGUCCUCCUUCGAUGUGUCGUAGACGAUGCUUCGGAGCAGCCAUUGAAGGGAGCGGCUGAAGCGUUGCAGCGAGCGGCCAUCCAUGCUCCAGUUCUCCUGGCUGAGGUGUUGCAGUUGCUUACGCGGGGUGUGCAAGAACGAGAUUUCUCAGAAGUUCUGCUUGUGGCCCUUCAAGAAAUUGUCGUGGCAGUUCCUUGUCCACCUGUCGACCCAUCGAAGGCAGCAGAGCUUUUAGCUACUGCCAUUGGCAGUGCAACAGAACAAGUACUUCGCCAAUCGCAGGCAACAGAGAUCCCUGAUAUUCUUGCUGCUCAGUAUGGGCUCCUGUCACAGGCUGUUCGGCCAUCCUCACCUGGAACUGCUGGACAGGGACCAUGUGAGGAUAAGCUGCGCCCAAUCUUGCUGAAUCAGCGUGUGCUCAUUGCUCGCUGCUUGUCCUUGGUCUCACUUGUCCUUCCAGACUGUCUACAUCAGGCAGUCUCAACCAACAUGUUGCGCUUCGCUACGCAUCUCAUGAGCAAUGAGGAAGCGGAGCCUGAGGCACAUGCGGCAAUGCUUAAAACUGCUUUGCCUGCGAUAUGUGCAGCUGUUUGCAGGGCCCUGGCGAUACAAGACUUCUUUGCGGAACCAGAGGCUCUGGCAGAGGCAGGCAAGCUCUUCUUGGCCGCAGCCUCCGUCCUACCUUCGCAGCUCCCAGAAGCACUUUCAGCUGGGGUCAGUCAACUGGACUUGUCGGAUCACAGCAAGAUGCUUCUAGAGCAGCAUGUACAGGCACGGGCAGAGUGGAGCCAGAGUCAAUGGCUGGAGCAACUGCAACAGAUCGUGGUGGAAUGGCACAGCGAGCGGGAUGCAGCCCUCUUAGAACUUACGACUAUCAGCGUCUUCUUGAUUUUUCCACGGAGUAGCCUGUCUGUCUUCCAUGGAGUGGCCAAGGCCUACAAACACAAUGACCUUCACUUGCGGCCAGCGUCAGAGAAGGAUAGACAGGCGAUUGAGCGGAACUGGAUGUCACAGGGCAAAGGUACCCUGGAGGAGUUUAUGGCUCAGGACGGAAAGCAGAACGAUAUUUUGUGA